Lachnellula hyalina is the source of this 1689-nucleotide messenger RNA. RefSeq names its product Sulfite oxidase (gene SOX). The coding region runs from base 1 to 1689 and encodes 562 amino acids. The transcript is spliced from 5 exons. The record is from RefSeq and is a predicted model, not a curated record. Lineage: Eukaryota; Fungi; Ascomycota; Leotiomycetes; Helotiales; Lachnaceae. Gene Ontology annotation, cellular component: mitochondrion. Gene Ontology annotation, molecular function: molybdenum ion binding; oxidoreductase activity.
AUGACUUUCGGCUCAAAUGAUGGCUCUCUCAAGAUCGAGGAUGAAUCAACUACUCAUCCCAGAAGCGACACCAAGAUAAAUGGGGCCUCGACAUCACCAAAUAAAAACACCUCAAUUCUCCAUCCAGAUCUAGUGAUCAAAUUGAAAGAAGAGAUUCCCGAACCAGAAAUUCUAGGCUUAAAAGAGGAAUUGCCUGGCUGGCAUGGAUAUGUAGAAUGGGAGCAGUAUCCGGAGAGGAAGAAAAAGGUUCAGGCAUUUAUGAAGAAAUUCGACUUUCCCGGCCCGCCAGAAUUCCAACUUGUACCGCUCCCGAAAACGAAUCCAAUCCUUGAAGGUGUCAGAUGGAAGCAAUAUCACUAUGCAUUAGGCAAAGCGACUAAGGAUAUGCCAGCUGAGAGUUGGUUGUUCGUGGAGAAAGAGAAAAGUCCUGACAUGAUCCACGUUCUACAAUUUCCCUACAAUGGGGAGCCUCCCAAAGGACGCCUGGUUGAGACCGCCAUCACGAGAAACGAAGACCACUUCGUCCGAAAUCACGGUGGUAUCCCGGAGAUUGAUGAAGAUGCGUAUUUCUUCGACGUCGCGGGACUCGUCAAUACGCCGAAACGAAUCACUAUGGCAGAAUUGAAGAACGAGGAUCUCUUCCCGAGACAAAGCACCACCGUGACAAUUCAGUGUUCCGGGACUAGAAGAAUUGAGCAAAUCCGUGAGUAUCCCGGCGACGGAGACGAGCUGAUCAAUGCCCCUUGGGCAGAAGGUGCUAUCGGAACCGCAAAAUGGACUGGUGUCUCCCUCAAGAAAGUAAUUAAAUACUGCGGUGGCCUUAAAGACCCUUCCGCAGCCCCGCACCUCGAAUUCCUCGGCGCAGACACCUAUUUUAAAAAAGGCGAAGUCUACAACUAUGCUGUCUCCGUACCCUGGCGAAAAGUCAAGAUAAACGAAGUGCUACUAGCAUGGGAAAUGAACGGUGAACCGUUGCCCAAAAUACACGGCUUCCCGUUGCGCGCUGUAGUUUUCGGCUAUAUUGGCGCAAGGUCUUGCAAGUGGUUGACGAGGAUCAAUGUCAUUUCUGGUCCGUCUAUGGGGCCAGUACAGCAGAAGGAGUAUCUCUAUUAUAAUUCGCAGGUUGGGAAGCAUAAUGCAACGUAUUCUUCGGGGUUCAGUAUUCAGGACAUGCCGGUUAGUUCUGCUAUUAUGACUCCCCUGGAUUUGGAUCAGAUUAUCCACGAAGGUACGAUUAAGUUGAGAGGAUGGGCGUAUUCAGGAGGAGGGCAUUGGCCUGUCAGAGUCGAGGUCAGUGGUGAUGGAGGAAGUAUCUGGUAUGAGGUGCCGUAUCAGAACUUGUCGGAAAAGUAUUACCAUGCUUGGAGAUUGUGGGAGAUUGAUCUACCAGUUGAUGCAGAGGGCUGGUUGGAAUUAGUAGUGAGGUGUUGGGACAAUUCACUGAAUACUCAGCCUACAUUUGUCAGGUCUACUUGGAACUGGGAUCUUCACGUCACUUCAUCGUGCCAUCGAAUCAAGGUCUUUAGCAUAAACAAAAGCAGACCAAACACAGCUGCCCGGCUGAAGAAAUUUGAAGAUCUAGGUGUCCCUUUUCUGCCGAUUACACAUCCCGGGGAAGAUGACUUGGAGGAUGAGGAGAAAUAUAUAAGUGAGAUGGAAAAUAGGGGCGGUCGGGAUCCGCUGGAAUAG